AUGCUUGCUGAUCUCAUGUCUCCACUUGGUCUUCAUUAUUCUGCCUUUAUACCUGUUCUUCAAUCUCAAGGUACUGAUGAACAAAUUGCCAAAUGGGUGGAACCUGCUCAAAAACUUGCCAUUAUGGGUUGUUACGCUCAAACUGAAUUAGGGCAUGGUUCUAACGUACAAGGACUACGAACAACCGCAACAUUGGAUACUAAUACGGAUGAAUUUGUUAUUCAUAGUCCUGAUUUAACGGCAGCGAAAUGGUGGAUUGGAGGACUUGGUAUUGCCGCUACUCAUUGUGUUCUUCAGGCCCAAUUGGUGAUUGAUCAAAAGUCAUAUGGUCCUCAUAUCUUUGUUGUCCCUGUUAGAUCUCCUGUGGACCGUAAACCUCUCAAAGGCGUCACUGUUGGUGAUAUUGGACCUAAGGCUUAUGGUGGAUUUGCAACUGUGGAUAACGGAUUUGCACUCUUUGAUCAUGUUCGAAUCCCUCGUGAAAACAUGUUGAUGAGAUUUGCACAAGUGACAAGAGAUGGUCAGUAUAUUCGUCCGGUACACGACAAGUUAUCCUAUGGUAGUAUGGUGAAAUUACGAGUAGGCAUGGUGGCCGAUGCUGGAAUAAAACUUGGCAAGGCUGUGACAAUUGCUAUUCGAUAUAGUACAGUACGACGACAAUUCCAUGAUACAGCAAAAAAGGAUGGUAGCAAGAAGGAUGAACUUGAACAACAGGUGAUCAGCUAUUCUUCCAUCAAACAUCGACUUUUUCCCUUGAUUGCCGUGUCUUAUGCAUUACUCUUUGCUGGACAAUCUGUGGGAGCUGAUUUUCAAAAGAUGACCAAACAAUUACUGAAUCAAGAUGCAUCCAUGCUUCCUGAAAUGCAUAUCACUACAUGUUCUCUCAAGGUAUGGUGUACCCGUCGUGCUACGGAUGGUCAAGAAGAAUGUCGCAAAGCAAUGGGUGGUCAUGGUUACUCUCAAUUUAGUGGUGUGGGUCAAAUCUUUGCCAUGGCGGUACCUUCCAAUACAUAUGAAGGUGAUAAUUAUGUCCUAUGUCAACAAGUCGGUCGAUCUCUACUCAAACAACUCCAAACGAUCUCUUCUGGUAAAAAGGUAGAAACGCCCAACUCAUCUUAUCUCAACUUGUUGCUUUCCGAUACACCACAUACACCUUACAAAUUCAACGAUCCUUAUCACGAUAUUUUGGAUCCCAAAGUGCAACAACACAUCUACGGUUUACGUGCUGCUCGACUUGUGGCUGAUCUUGGACAACAACUGAAAGCUGGUCGCCCUUGGUCGGAUGUCAAUAUGGAAUGUUGGAAUAUUUGUUUUGCUCAUGCUGAAUAUAACCUGAUUAAACAGUUCAAUGAACGUGUUGCUUCGGUAUCUUCCACUACUCCUGUCUUGGCUGAACCUCUUACUCAACUUGCCAAUCUGGUAAGUUUCGAUUUUAAUUUUGUUUAA
Molecule: messenger RNA, 1446 nt
Organism: Halteromyces radiatus
Lineage: Eukaryota; Fungi; Mucoromycota; Mucoromycetes; Mucorales; Cunninghamellaceae
Product: acyl-CoA dehydrogenase/oxidase
Exons: 7
Coding region: 1-1446 (481 amino acids)
Biological process (GO): lipid homeostasis; fatty acid beta-oxidation using acyl-CoA oxidase
Cellular component (GO): peroxisome
Molecular function (GO): acyl-CoA oxidase activity; fatty acid binding; FAD binding
Source: RefSeq, a predicted model, not a curated record